AUGUCUGACCAGCCUGAAUUCGGCAGCGGUAGCUAUGGCGGCAGCGGAGGCGCAGGCGUACCUCCCCGAGGAGGCCAGGUCCCCUUCGACGACGAUGACGACGACUUCACCGGUGCCGCCGAGCACGCCACGCGCAACGCGGGCGGCUCCGGCGGCGACAUUUUCUCCGCCGUGAUCGGAAACUUCCUGGGCAAGAAGAACCAGCUGGCCAAUGAGGAGGUCGACGAGCAGGCCGCCGUCAACCAGCACAAGAAGCUGUACGGGGGCGAGGACGACGGCAGCACCGCGCACGACUCGUCGAGCAUGGGCAACGCGGCCGCGCUGCAGGCGCUCAAGAUGUUCACCAGCGGCAGUGGCAGCAGCGCGGGCAGCUCCAAGAGCGAGUUCAUCGGCCUGGCCAUGGCCGAGGCCAGCAAGCUGUUCGAGCAGCAGAGCGCCGCCGGCAAGGUCAGCGCCGACACCUCCAAGGAGUCCGCCGUGCAGCAGGCCGGCGAGAUGGCACUCAAGAUGUACCUGAAGAGCAAGACGGGAGGCGGCGAGAGCGGCGGGGGCGGCAGCAGCGGGCUGUUGAGCCUGGCGAGCAAGUUCAUGUAG
This is a messenger RNA of Diaporthe citri, 594 nucleotides long. RefSeq lists its product as uncharacterized. Bases 1 to 594 code for a protein of 197 amino acids. The transcript has 5 exons. The record is from RefSeq and is a predicted model, not a curated record. Lineage: Eukaryota; Fungi; Ascomycota; Sordariomycetes; Diaporthales; Diaporthaceae.